Cavia porcellus (domestic guinea pig) is the source of this 2785-nucleotide messenger RNA. RefSeq names its product leukocyte immunoglobulin-like receptor subfamily B member 4. The coding region runs from base 47 to 1162 and encodes 371 amino acids. Gene Ontology annotation, cellular component: plasma membrane. Gene Ontology annotation, molecular function: inhibitory MHC class I receptor activity. Gene Ontology annotation, biological process: cytokine-mediated signaling pathway. The record is from RefSeq and is a predicted model, not a curated record. The transcript is spliced from 8 exons. Lineage: Eukaryota; Metazoa; Chordata; Mammalia; Rodentia; Caviidae.
CAGUGAGGUCUCGUCUGGCAGAGGUGGAGCCGUCGAAGUAGUUGAAAUGCAGCGCACCAUACCUCUUCUGCUCUGCCUCGGGCUGAGUCUACACAUAGCGCUGCAAGGACCAGCAGGCAUCCUUCCGAAACCGUUGCUCUGGGCCACUCCAGGCUCUGUGAUCCCAAUGGGGAGUUCUGUGAGGCUAUGGUGUCAGGGGAUCCUGGGGGCACAGAGUUACCAUCUGAAAAGAGAAGGAAGAUCGACAUUCUUGGCCAAACCAAUCAUAUUUGGAAAUAAGUCCAAGUUCUCCAUCCCAUCUAUGACCAGAGAUGAUGCAGGGCGAUAUCGCUGUUACUAUCUGACCCUUGCCAGCUGGUCAGAGCACAGUAAUGUUCUGGAGCUGGUGGUGACAGGAGUCUACAGGAAACCCAGCCUCUUGGCCCUGCCCAGCUCUGUAGUGACAUCAGGAGCCAAUGUAACCCUCCAAUGUACCACAGGAGAACGUAACAAGUUCACUCUGACUAUGGAAGGAGAAGCCAAAUUCUCUUGGAACCUAGAAUCACGACGUCUUCCCAAUGGACAAUUCCAGGCCCUGUUCCCAGUGGGCCCAGUGGUUCUUGGUCCCAGGUGGUCAUUUAGAUGCUACAGCUGUGACAACCAAAAUCCCUUUGUGUGGUCCAUACCCAGUGACCCCCUGGAUCUCCUGGUCUCAGAAUCGUCUACUCCCAGUGCCCCAUGCUCAGAGCACAUCACCAUACCAGGAUGCACUGGAAGUCCCAUCUCCGUACCCUCUGCUCCCAGCUCCACAGCAGACGUCACUCAUGGCCAUGGUCUGGGAAGGAACCUGCAAGUUGUGAUUGGGAUCUCGGUGGCUUUUCUACUCCUGCUCACCAUCUUUGUGCUCGUGCGACUGCAGCACCAGUGCCACUGCAGGAAGGCAGGACCCAGCUCUGCUGACACCUGCCCAGAGGACUCCCACAGCUACCAGGCAGCUGACUCUGAAGGCAAACAGGGAGUGACCUAUGCCCAGCUGAACCGCUUCAAGCUCAGACAGGAGCCAACCACAGGCCCUUCCUCACAGAAACAGAAGUUCCCAGCUGUGACCAGUGUGUAUGCCCCCCUGGCUGUCCAUCAGCAAAUGAGAGACCUCAGACCCCACAGUGCAAGAAUUGGCACCUAGGGCCCUCAAGAGGGACAGGAGCUGCCCCAUGCACACUCAGCUAAGGACCAGGGGCAGCCUGGGGGCCUGGCGUGGGACUCUGAGAUAUUCUAGAAGUUGCCUGAUCAUGAAAUCCAAGGUAGCUACAUCAACACAUCUGAGUAUUUAACAAGUUAAUUUUUAAAAUAAUGAAGACUCAGUGAAAAACAUCACAAACUCAUCAAAAUUACCAUGAGAUUAAAAACAUGCAUCAAGGUCAUGAAGUAUCUGUACUUUAGAGUAAAGGAAAACCUUAAAUAAACUGAAAUAGAAAAACAAGUCAAUGAUUUCUAGGUGAAAGAAAAUGGCAUUAAUUUUGACAAAGAAAGUAGGAAAUAAUGACCAUAGCAACCAUUAGUAAUUUAGAUUAAAACAGUAUAAAUAUAUACUUGUCCUUAAAAGCUAAUAAAGUUUAUGAAACCCAGGGAACAUUGUAAAGGAAAACAAUAUUCACAAAAGAAAUACAGAAGGAAGGCGUGUCAGCUUGCACAUUUGGGGAAGAUGAUGUUCCCACCAGAAAAUCUCCCUCAUAGCAAAGAAUACACCCUGGAGUCUAAAAAUAUGAGCAAGGUGGGUGUCUUAUUUAUUUUUUAUUUGUUACUGAGAGAGGAUACCCGAUGCCCAAAGUUGGGAAAGGAAAGGUUUAUUUUUUGUAGCUUUGGAGGUUUUAGUCCGUACUCAGUUGGCUCCAAGGCAGGAUGGUAUGGUAGAGCAGCAGUUUAUGGCUACUGCUAACAGCAAAGUGGAAACAGCAAGAGAGACACAUCUUUUUUCUGCCAUUACAUUGUAUGCUGGUUCCACCUCUAUGUGGGUGUAGCACCGACAGCAUCAAUCUAAGCUCUAGACAAUAAAUCAAUCAUAAAUGCAUAAUGCAAAGGCAUGAGGCCUGGGGGCGACCAACAUAAACAAUGCCAGUGUGGUUACCCCAAGAAUCAAGGCUGGAUGAGUGAUUUAGAUGAUCAGUGUAUUUUACUACAUUUAUAGAAAAAAGGAUAAAUGUGUUCACCUGAGGAGAUGAACAAAAGUGUUCUAUGGAAAACCAGCAGGUGUUCACAAUGUCAAAUAUUAGGAAAAGUGCUCAAUUGAAUUGAAUGGAAAUUUACAAAACACCUGGAAGGAGCCUUCUACUUACAAAGAAACUUGGUAUCUCUACCCCAAGAAUUAGGAAGGAGACAAGGAACUGUGUCACUGGGCUCCUGUUCAUCAUUUCUCUGGAGGUCCAGGCAAGGAUUAAAGACAAGAUUAUAACAGCAAAUAGCAAUGACACAAUGACAGAGAAAACUAAAGGAUGGGCUGUUACUCUUCAGAAAUUGUCAGAGUCAUCAUGUGAAGGCAGCUUGAUUCUGUUCCUAUACAACAGAAAUUCUUUAGGAGGAAUAUAAUAAACAUAUCAAAACACAGAGUGCAAAAUUAAAAUUAAUGUCUCCAGACAUUUGUGGAUACAGGGAAAAGCAAAUAGACCUGAACCAACAUGGGGAACAAAAGAGCCCUCAGCCUGUGCUCCCAGGAAAUCCAGGCGGUGAGAACGCAUACAUGGUGAUGAUGUUGGGAAGUGUUUCCAGGUGGGAGGGAGAGCCUUGGAGACAAUUAGGAGGACAGAGAGGA